AUGUCGAACACCGAGCAAAGGCCAUUUGUGCCUUCAAAGAAAAUCAAUACCGAGUACCCUCUCAUCGACAGUGACCCACAUAUCAAACGAGUACUUGGCUAUGCACGACCAUCGGACUAUGCGGUCGGAGCAGCAACGGCUACCGCAGGACCAGGUUUGAUGUUAUUAUGGGAACGAAUUUCCCCUUCACUGGUUGGAAAGGGAGGAUUUGCUCCUAUCAUGCGGCUGUCGGGGGUUAUUGGUGUUGGGGCUGGGUUCUUCAUGUUUUAUCAACGUUCUAUACUGCGCUUCUACGGUUUCACGGAAAACAAGCGUGAGCAAGAAAUGGACAUGAGAGAAAUGGUUAGCAAGGUUAAGAAGGGAGAGUCUUUGUACGGUGAAAGCACCACUACACCAUACAUUCAGGGUGUCGCAUCGAGGAACUCGAGAUACGCAGGAGUCUGGAUGCAUGUGAUGCCUUGGUUCAACUUGGUAAAUCACAACCAGCACGGAGUAGAUACAUCCAAGUAUUACCAACAGGCCGAGAGAGAGUUGGAGGCUGAGAGGUCGGGAAAGAGUUUGACGAACUAG
This is a messenger RNA of Sclerotinia sclerotiorum 1980 UF-70, 570 nucleotides long. RefSeq lists its product as hypothetical. Bases 1 to 570 code for a protein of 189 amino acids. The transcript has 4 exons. Lineage: Eukaryota; Fungi; Ascomycota; Leotiomycetes; Helotiales; Sclerotiniaceae. The record is from RefSeq and is a predicted model, not a curated record.